GUAUAAUUCGUUGGUGUAGUGAAGUAGAGAACAUCCUUGAUGAUGGCCGACUGAUGCUUCAACAGACUCGUGAACAGGACAUCACAUCACCUAUAACUGUGCUUCUGGAAGGUCCUGUUGCGUCAGGUAAAACAGCUCUGGCUGUGCAGAUGGCUCUUGGUUCUGACUUCCCAUUCAUCAAGUUGUGUACCCCAGAGAAUAUGAUUGGUUUUGUGGACAGCGCUAAAUGUCAGGCCAUUAAAAAGAUAUUUGAUGAUGCUGAUAAGUCUAAUCUCAGCUGUAUCAUAGUAGAUGACAUUGAAAGGCUACUAGACUACGUGAGCAUUGGACCUCGAUUCUCCAACACUGUUCUACAAGCACUUCUUGUGUUGCUAAAGAAAAAGCUCCGAAAGGGUAGAAGACUGAUCAUUAUUGGCACUACUAGCUGCCGAGAGAUAUUGGAACCAAUGGGCCUGAUAGAAGCAUUCAAUACUGUUAUCCAUGUACCUAACCUAACCAGUAAACAACAUGUACUGAAUGUCCUCAAGGAAACCAAGCUGUUUGAUGGCAAAGAAAUAGAAGAGAUUUCAAGAGACAUUGGAGAGAAAGGUCUUUACGUGGGUAUCAAGAAGAUAAUCAUGUUAGCUCAAAUGGCUUACCAGACUAAUAAACCCGAACGAGUAUGCAAGUUCCUGAGCCUCCUGCAAGCUGAACACUGCUUACGAGGAUAAGUCCAUUGAUGUCAAAGGCAAGAAAAGAUACCAGCCUACAAUAUCCAAGUCAAGACAAGAUAACGUAGAUUUUCUAGAGCAUGCUUACAGAAUUUAUCCGUUUAGUUUGCGUUCACUCUGCAUGAGGGGAGAUCAAUUUGAAUGAAAUACGUUGUUGCUUGUACAUCUGUAGAAAUUAUUAUACCAGAGUGUUGAAUUGGAAAAACAGUCCCAUAUAAUUUGUAUUUUUUUUUAUCGAGAUAGACAGAUAAAUCAUACCGCAAAUCAUACCGUAUUCUGAUUGGAUAUUUAAUGAUGUCGCGUGAUUUGAUUAGUUGGAUAGAUGCCACCUUUUCGCCUCUUCGUUUUUCGUCAUUUGAGAACAACUUUUUGCAUUCCUAACAAGUAACUCUGCAAUUAAUUCCUUAAUGAUAGUUUAAAAUGUUACUAUUGUAAUGAAAUUUAAUUAUAAUAUCUAUCAAAUAAAUGAAUAUUGAAUUCCUUAUCGA
Actinia tenebrosa (Australian red waratah sea anemone) is the source of this 1198-nucleotide messenger RNA. RefSeq names its product vesicle-fusing ATPase 1-like. Gene Ontology annotation, molecular function: ATP binding; ATP hydrolysis activity. The record is from RefSeq and is a predicted model, not a curated record. Gene Ontology annotation, biological process: intra-Golgi vesicle-mediated transport; SNARE complex disassembly; Golgi to plasma membrane protein transport. NCBI's taxonomy places the organism in Eukaryota, Metazoa, Cnidaria, Anthozoa, Actiniaria, Actiniidae. Gene Ontology annotation, cellular component: Golgi stack.